Cantharellus anzutake is the source of this 526-nucleotide messenger RNA. RefSeq lists its product as uncharacterized. The transcript has 4 exons. The record is from RefSeq and is a predicted model, not a curated record. NCBI's taxonomy places the organism in Eukaryota, Fungi, Basidiomycota, Agaricomycetes, Cantharellales, Hydnaceae. Bases 102 to 404 code for a protein of 100 amino acids.
UUUCCAUCGUCUUCACCCAAGUCCCAAUCGUCCUCGUCUUGAAUAAUUCCCUUAAUGUCGUGUACGUCCGAGCAAUCCAACCGUUGUCCCCGCACACAUUCAUGCAUUCGUACAGCAUCCUCAUCCAGCAUCGGUUAUUCACGCCAACUACACAAUUAGUUUGUCCCUAUUCUAUUGGUGUCAAGCUCGUCUCACGCAUUCGCUGCAGCAUAAAUUCCAAACGAGGAGCUCACACCAUGACCUGGGAGGAGCGUGUCACUGGAGACCAUCAUAACAUGAGAUGGACUGUAACAUGCAAAAUCGAUGGCAGGGCGCUCGGUACGGCGUCCGGGCCUCGCAAGGGCGCUGCAAAAGAAGAGGCCGCGAGGCGUACUCUUCUUGCUUUGGGUGUGGAGCCACGAUAGAGAUGGCUUUAAGGACCCCUCAUUGUCUCCGUUGUUUGAUCAGUUGGUUGUCUUUCCCUCAUUUUGUGCUAUGCGGGCCUCCUUGAAUGAAUAUUAUUACCAACACCUCAAUGUUGUUACAU